AUGUCAUGCACAGGUGCAUUAUUCACUCAUGGGCAGGUAGUGGAGAAGUCCAUUGAAUACAUUAUACCAGCUCAUCUUUGUUUUAUUGAUUUUCAGAAUGCUUUCAGUAGGAUUCGGUUAACAGAUGUGGUAAAACUGCUCUACAAUUUAAUAAAAGCAAUUGAAGAUAUUUAUUCCACUAACCACAUCCAGGCAAAAAUUGGUUCCAGGUUUACUAGCUGCACAGCAGUUAAUAGUAGUAUUAGACAAGGUGACUCUUUGAGCCUGCUACUUUCUGAUAUAGUCAUGGAUGAGGUGAUAAAGAAGGUAUUGGCUGGCAGUCACUAUGGAAUGGUGGGCAAAGAAAUAAAAAUUAUUUGUUUUGCUGACAAUGUAGUUCUGCUGGCAAACCGUGAAGAUAAUCUGCAAAAACUUUAA
Molecule: messenger RNA, 417 nt
Organism: Schistocerca americana (American grasshopper)
Lineage: Eukaryota; Metazoa; Arthropoda; Insecta; Orthoptera; Acrididae
Exons: 1
Coding region: 1-417 (138 amino acids)
Source: RefSeq, a predicted model, not a curated record